Messenger RNA from Patella vulgata (common limpet), 5334 nucleotides. RefSeq names its product glycerol-3-phosphate acyltransferase 4. The record is from RefSeq and is a predicted model, not a curated record. Lineage: Eukaryota; Metazoa; Mollusca; Gastropoda; Patellidae. Gene Ontology annotation, biological process: triglyceride biosynthetic process. Bases 68 to 1438 code for a protein of 456 amino acids. Gene Ontology annotation, molecular function: glycerol-3-phosphate O-acyltransferase activity. The transcript has 15 exons. Gene Ontology annotation, cellular component: endoplasmic reticulum.
UCAACAAGCGUGACCUUCAACUUGGACAUUAGCCCAUUAAAGAAAGAAAAAUAUUCGACAUGGGAAAAUGGGGGAACAAUUAUUUAUCACGUUAUUGUCUCUCUGCUUUGCACCUGUAGUUUCUGUUGUAAUUUUAGUCCUCGUUUUGGCUUCGUUGGGAAAAUCACUUGGAAUUCGACGGCGAUAUGUAAGACUUUUGUUGCAAGUGUUCGAGUUCGGAAAAGAAAAAAUUUCAAGGUAUAAUAAGAAUAAACAGAAUGGGGAUGACUCUGAUGAAGAAGAUGCGAACGAAAACACAAAAACCCUGUGUGAAAACGGAAAUGGGCUAAAUGUAAUUGAGAGAGAUAUAUCAAUAUCAUACAGCAAGGGUAUUAGAAUACAGUCUAUAUCUACUGAUAUUAAUGAUGUUAAAAAAAAAUUUGAUUUGUCAGAUAUUAUGUACUUCGCGAAAUGUGGAGUUGAGACAAUUAUCGAAGAUGAUGUCACACAAAGAUUUUCUGCGGAAGAGUUACCAUCAUGGAAUUUAUUAUCACGAACUAGUUAUGGAUAUCAUUAUAUCAGUUUGAGAUUAACUAUUAUAUGGGGAUUAGGAUUUUUAGCUCGUUAUUUUGUUCUACUUCCAUUCAGACUUAUACUGGCCGUUUUAGGCAUUGGUUGGCUGAUUGUUUGUACAGCUUUUAUUGGUUAUCUGCCUGCAGGAAAAUUCAAGAGAGAAUUAAAUCAGUAUGUUAGUUUAAUGUGUUUCCGGAUUUUAUCCAGAGCUUGUUCAGCCAUCGUCACAUUUCAUAAUAGUGAGAAUAAAGCUAAAAAUGGUAUUUGUGUUGCUAAUCAUACAUCACCUAUAGAUGUUAUUGUUCUGUCCUGUGAUAAUUGCUAUGCUCUGGUUGGCCAAGCACAAGGUGGUUUACUUGGAGUAUUACAGCGUGCCAUGGCCCGUGCUACCGCCCAUAUUUGGUUUGAAAGAUCAGAGGUGAAAGACAGACAUCUUGUCACAAAAAGGUUAAAGGAACAUGUGGAUGAUUUAGAUAAACUUCCAAUGUUAAUAUUUCCUGAGGGUACUUGUAUAAAUAAUACAUCAGUCAUGAUGUUUAAAAAAGGAAGUUUUGAAGUGGGUACAACGAUAUAUCCUGUUGCAAUUAAAUAUGAUCAUCGUUUUGGUGAUGCGUUUUGGAACAGUAGUAAACAAGGAAUGAUUCAACAUUUAUUAAAUAUUAUGACCAGUUGGGCUGUUGUCUGUGAUGUAUGGUAUCUUCCUCCAAUGUCCAAAUUAGAUGGAGAAGAUGCUGUAGAAUUUGCUAAUCGUGUUAAAAGUGAAAUCGCUAGAAAAGGUGGAUUGGUUGAUCUUGAAUGGGAUGGUCAGUUAAAACGAGCUAAAGUAAAAGAUUCAUGGAAGGAAAAACCACAGGAAGAAUACAGUAAAAUGUUGAAAGUGGAUUAAGAUUCAAUCAACUUAAAACCAUUAUUGUUACAUGUACAUAUAGAAAUCUGGUAACCUUUAUUUAGUUGUCGGAACUUACAGAGAUAUGCAUCUGAUUUAAAAGAGAUACCCAUCAAAAGAUUUUACCACAGGCUUCUUUUGAUCAUAUCCAGUUUAUUUCAUCUUUAGAGGAUGAUGAAUGUUUACGCAAUUUCAGUUCUUCAUAUCUUUGUAAAUAUUAACCAUUUUUGCACUGAUAUUUAUUUUGGGAGAUUUAACUUUUACAAUAUUGUAGUUUGUAAGGAAUUAACAAUCACUCAAAUAUCAUUCAGAGACUUUAAAAGAGUCCUCCAAAUGUCAUUCAGAGACUUUAAAAGAGUCCUCCAAAUUCAUUCAGAGACUUUAAAAGAGUCCUCCAAUUGUCAUUCAGAGACUUUAAAAGAGACCUCCAAAUGUCAUUCAGAGACUUUAAAAGAUUAAGAGUCCUCCAAAUGGCAUUCAGAGACUUUAAAAGAUUAAGAGUCCUCCAAAUGACAUUCAGAGACUUUAAAAGAUUAAGAGUCCUCCAAAUGGCAUUCAGAGAAUUUAAAAAGAUUUAAGUGUGAAUAUGAUUUAUGGGCAAUUACUGCAGGAUAACAGGGAUUGAUUGAUCAGUAUUGGACCAGUUAUGUAGAUAUUGUCAAUUAGUUUAAUUACGAAUGACCAGGGAUCUUAUCCAUGAAAAACUUAAACUAAAGUAUUUUAGGAAUUCAGCUCUUCAUUGGCCUAUAUCUAAGAUUUGUACUCUUGGGGUUUAAGUGUGCUGCUUUUUCAUUGGCUAAGAGCUGAAAUUGAUACUAGGAUUUUAAACCUCAACCAAUGAAAUGACUGGAUCUUCAAAAUAUUUUAAGAAUUCUGCCCUUUCAUUGGCUAAGUGAUAAAAUUGAUACUAGGAUUAUAAACCUCAACCAAUGAAAUAACUGGAUCCUUAAAAUAUUUGAAGAAUUCUGCACUUUCAUUGGCUAAGAGCUAAAAUUUUUAUCAGGGUAUUAAACCUCAACCAAUGAAAUGACUGGAUGUUAAAAAUAUUUUAAACAUUCUGCACAUUAAUUGGCCAAGAGCUAAAAUUUGUACCAGGGUAUUAAACCUCAAGCAAUGAAAUGACUGGAUGUUAAAUAUUUUAGUUCAAGAUUUCAUGAACGACCCCAGGUGAUGGUCUCGUGUAUUAUUAAUCUGAUCAUAUUUAGAAUUCAACUUUCAACUGACGCUCCGUGAUAAUUUUUUUAUGUGAUUUUAUUGAGGCAUCGACCAUUUCAGUGACUGGUCUGAAAUCCUGAAAUAUACCUAGUCAUUUUAUUAAUUAAUAAAUUUUUUUUUUAUUAUUAUUGAACACUUUUUGAUUCGCACAAAUGUUCUAUGUUUUACUUUUGGUUAUCGCAAUUAUCGUCCUGUAAUUAAAUGUAUUGUCAGAUGUUACUGAUGUCUGUCUGUUGAAUUCUAAGUUGUGUAUGGUACCUAAAAUUUGAGAAGAAAAAAAGUCGAUGCAACUUCUUUGUUCAUGUCUGUUUAACCUCUGGUUUUCCCCGCACAGCUAAAGACCCCUAUGCACAUGCUAAUUAUUGAAAUAAAGUUGAACUAUAUGUUAGUCGCUAAGCGACCUAGUUUGUGUUGAGUUGACGUUUAACCCUAUUUUUCUCCCUCUUUCUCUCUCUCUGCACGUUGUUGGACAAUGUUUGCAAUGUGUCAAAGAAAUAUGUGCAAUGUGUUGCAUUGAAUUUAAAUUUUUUAGGCUUCAGUACAUUGACAGUUUGAUUACCUGGACAUAAACUCUGAAAGAAGUUAGGAUGAUGUCCAUAUUGGGCCUAGGACAAUUCCUUAAAUAGUUUAAGCUUGAUUAAAUAUUAAGGUGAUAUUCCCCAUGCAACCAACUUGACAAGACUGUAUAGUAGACGUAGAGUAGUUUUAAUCCAGGAUGCGUUUCGGGCGCUUGUCCUUUAUCAACUGGUCACAAAAAUAAUCCUGUUAUCGAGUAUAUAUAUAGACAAUAGAAUUAUUGCACAUGUGCAUAACAUUAGGGAUUAAUAAUACCUACACUGGGAUUAUAAAAAAAAUGUAGACAAAUUAAAAAUAUAUGAAUUUGAAAAUAAUUAUGAAUAUAUAAAAAAAAAAUGGAUGUACAGAAAAUAUAAUUGAUAGUUUCAUUCCCUGGACAAAACCCCUCAAGAAUGUCAUGAUGUUUAGGUAACAAAGUUCGUUCAAAGAGAGGAGCGGGGUGAGGUUGGUUGGCUUUAGGUCUUAAGGUCUGUCAUUGAGUUAAAUGACAUGGCUUUGAUUCUCAGCUUGUCCGUUACAAGGAGUAGGGUCGCCUGUCCAUCCCUGUGGCAUUUCUCCAGGUCCUACUGUUUACUUCCCUAAUUUAAACAAUUUUUUUCACUCAUUUGCUUGAUAAGAGACGAGAGUACCCUGUUGCAUGUCAAUAGUUUUUUGUGUGUUAUUGUUCAAUUACUAAAUACAACUUUUAAUUGUGAAUUGUGGGUGAAUGUGAAUUUAUUGAAAUGAAUAAAAUUUAAGAAUGAUUGAAUAUUAGUUAAUUAAAUGUUUAGUUUAUUUUUGGUUUUAUGGAAUUCUCAUUCCUGUCCAGUUAAACAAACUUGCGUUCCAUUUUACUUUUGCAGAAAUUUUUUUUUUGUUAUUAAAUUUAAACUUUUUAAUAAUUUGACCUAUUUGUAUUUCUAAUGUAUCAUUUUUUUUUUUUAUGUCUUUGAAUUUAAUUGUUGUCAUGUGUUGUAAUACUGGUAGGAAUGGAAUCCAUUAAAGAAUGAUCUCAAAUUAAAAUAUCUCUUGACAGCUGGAAAUUCCAAACAUUUCCUCAUAGUAGAGAAAUUUGUGAUGUUUGACGUUGGAAAUCGAGGGAAAGAUGUUGAAAUUCCUUAAUCCUGGCAAAAUUCUUCUCUCAACUCAUUGUGAACAUAACCCUAGAAAUCUGUAUAACCAAAUAUUACGUGGUUUUUUUUCAAUAUUAUUAAAUAUUAGUUUAAACCAUAACUGAGUUCUUUCAAUAUUACCAAAUAUUAGUUUAAACAAUCACCAAGUUCUGACAAUAUUACCAAAUAUUAGUUUAAACAAUAACCGAGUUCUGUCAAUAUGAGUAAAUAUUAGUUUAAACAAUAUACUUCGGUUCUGUCAAUAUUACUAAAUAUUAAUUUAAACAUUAACUGGGUUCUGUCAAUAUGACUAAAUAUUAGUUUAAACAAUAUACUCGGGUUCUGAGAAUAUGAGUAAAUAUUAGUUUAAACAUUAACUGGGUUCUGUGAAUAUUACCAAAUAUUAGUUUAAACAAUAAUCCAAGUUCUGUCAAUAUGACUAAAUAUUAGUUUAAACAUUAACUGAGUUCUGUCAAUAUGAGUAAAUAUUAGUUUAAACAAUAAUGGGUUUUGUCAAUAUUGCUAAUAACCGAGUUCUGUCAAUAUCACUAAAUAUUAGUUUUAACAAUAACCAAGUUCUGUCAAUAUUACUAAAUAAUAGUUUAAACAAUAACUGUUCCUGCCAUAGUUUAUAUGAUUGGUUCUGUUGUGAGUGGUUUACUGGUAAUGUUAUUAUUCUAUAGGUUGUAUGUAAUUAAAUAACCCAACAAACUUAUUUAUCAGAAGUAAAUAAAUAUGUCAAAAAUUUGGCAAGCUGGCCAAAUUUUGAAGUUAAAGGUCUGGUUUGUGAUUGCCAGUUUCUGAAGGUCAAAUAGGACCUCAUGCUCUCGUUGAAUUACAAGAGCUAAAACCUUUUUUUUUUACUUAGAAGAUUUGAGUAAAUUUUACUGUUAGGAUGUAUACCAUUGUAUCAUUUUAGAUGUUUAUAGAAAUCAAAUGAAGGAUAGUCUUUAUGAUCAGAUUGUAUUUUUGUAAUGAAGGUUUAGACAAUAAAAUUUGUUUUUUUUUGUGUUA